CUCCCUCUCCCUGCAAGAUCGUGAUGUUAUCUGCUGGCAAAGUUUCCCUCUUCGCAAGGAAAGCAACGGGGCUCAGCGAGGGAGGGAGGCAGGCAGGAGGAGAGAGAGAGAGACUAACGGGGCUGCAGAUAAAGUACAGCAGGAGCUGCGCGUUUCGGGCCGGGGGGAAGCCCUGCGGAUCGGGCCGUGCGUGGCAAGCACUGAACCCAAAGAGGGGAGAGGUGCCCCCGAAGGAGAAAGCGGCAAAGCACCUUUUCAACGCCCGGGCUCGCGACCCACAGGAGGCUGCAGCAGCAGCAGCAACAGCGCCGGCUUGUUGACUGUGGCUUGGGUUGGCUUUUUUUUUUUCCUUUUGGAGGAAGAGGAGGGCGCCGGGGAAGCUGCACCGCAAGAGAGGGAGGCUGCUCGGUGCAUGCAGCCCGGGGUGCCGGCGGCAGGCUCAGCACCGGAGCGAAGAGCAGAGCAGAGCUCGCCCAGCCCCGCGGCGUCCCGGGCUCUCCCCUCGCGCACACAGGCGCACGUGGGCGCCCUCUGGCCGGCGGGGCGGCUCGCUCUGCUCGCGGUUGCAGCUCCGCAGCGCGGGGCCAGCAGCUCAGCGCGCGCCGCCAGCCCGCCCGCGCGCCCCUGACAUCGCCCCUCUCCCGUCCCGUCCCGUCCCGUGCGUGGCGCUGGAGGAGCCCAGAGCAGAAGCCCGGAGCUGAGCGCCCGGCUGCCACCCGCUCGCCCUCCGGCUUCAGGCGCGCUGCUCACUGGCCAGCCCCGCCACACCGGCUCGCUAGGGAAACUGGUUGAAAUACCCCCUGAGUUUGUUCCGUUUGGAGGCUGAUGCAGAGGUAGCGACCUGCUUUCUUUGCAACUCGCCUGUAUAACCCGGGGGCGUUUUUUCAUUUGCACCCCCGUUGCCUUUUCCUGGCAACCCGGUUGCAUUUCCAGCCGCAGCUGCUUCCCCUCCUUUGCACCCCCCCAUCCCCUUCUUUUUCAAGUCACUUUUUUGGGGACGCUGGGUUUAAACCCGAAAAUGCACUGCUAUCUCCUGAGCGUGGUGCUCACCCUGGAUCUGGCCACGGUGGCGCUCAGCCUGUCUACCUGCAGCACUCUAGACAUGGAUCAGUUUAUGCGCAAGAGGAUCGAGGCGAUCCGAGGACAGAUCCUGAGCAAGCUGAAGCUCACCAGCCCUCCCGAAGAGUACCCCGAGCCCGAGGAGGUACCCCCGGAGGUCAUCUCCAUCUACAACAGCACCAGGGACCUGCUGCAGGAGAAAGCCAACCACAGAGCCGCCACUUGCGAAAGGGAGAGGAGCGAUGAGGAGUAUUAUGCCAAAGAGGUUUACAAAAUAGACAUGCUGCCUUUUUACCCCGAAAAUGCCAUCCCACCAAACUAUUACAGCCUUUACUACAGAAUCGUAAGAUUUGACGUCUCAGCGAUGGAGAAAAAUGCUUCCAACUUGGUGAAGGCAGAGUUUAGAGUUUUUCGUUUGCAGAAUUCAAAGGCACGGGUAUCUGAACAACGAAUAGAACUGUAUCAGGUUGUUAAAUCCAAAGAACUACCUUCGCCAGGACAGCGCUACAUUGAUAGCAAGGUAGUUAAAACACGAGCUGAAGGGGAAUGGCUGUCUUUUGAUGUCACUGAAGCUGUACGCGAAUGGCUCCAUCACAAAGAGAGGAACUUUGGAUUUAAGAUAAGUUUACAUUGUCCAUGCUGCACCUUCGUGCCUUCAAAUAAUUAUAUCAUCCCAAAUAAAAGUGAAGAGCUAGAAGCAAGAUUUGCAGGUAUUGAUGACUCCUACAUAUAUUCCAGUGGUGAUGGGAAAACUUUCAGGUCCAGUAGGAAAAAAUACAGUGGGAAGACCCCACAUCUUCUGCUAAUGUUAUUACCCUCCUACAGACUUGAGUCGCAACAGCCCAGUCGGCGGAAGAAGCGUGCUUUAGAUGCUGCCUAUUGUUUUAGAAAUGUGCAGGAUAAUUGCUGCCUGCGUCAACUUUAUAUUGACUUCAAGAGGGAUCUUGGCUGGAAAUGGAUUCAUGAACCUAAAGGGUAUAAUGCUAAUUUUUGUGCAGGAGCCUGCCCAUAUUUAUGGAGCUCAGAUACUCAGCACAGCAGAGUACUCAGUUUGUAUAACACCAUAAAUCCAGAAGCGUCUGCCUCUCCAUGCUGCGUGUCCCAGGAUUUAGAACCCCUCACCAUCCUGUACUACAUUGGCAAAACGCCCAAAAUUGAACAACUUUCCAACAUGGUCGUAAAAUCUUGCAAAUGCAGCUAAAAGAAGUCCCUGAAACAGCAAUAAACAAAUGCGUAAAAAUAACCAAGGAAGAAAGAAAAAGAGAUUAAGAAAGAAAAAAAAAAACUAAGUUCAUCAGUGUUAAAAAAAUAAAAAAUUUAAAAAUUAAAAAAAAAAAGCCUAAAAAGAAGAAGAAAAGCGGUACUAGUCCGAACUGUUUGAAAGUUUGUUUGUUUUGUUUUUUUAAAACUGGCAUCUGAAACAAAACAUUGAAGGCCUUUAUCCUACAUUUCACCUACUCAGUUAGUGAGAUAGACAAGAAGCAAACAAAAACCAAAACCAACAACAACGACAACAAAAACAAAAAGAACCACACCUUUUAAAAAAUAAACACUGGAAGAAUGUGUUAGUGUUACUAUGUGAAAGGAAAAAAACAGGAAAAUCCCAUUAAGUGGAGUUGCUGUAUCUGUCCCAUGCCUUACUUGAUCUCUCUGUAUUGUUAUGCGAUAGACAUCCUACCCAUUCUUUUUAGUUUUAGUGUUAACAGUGCAUUAUUUAUUUGUAUGUAAAAACUAUCACAUGAACAUUUCUUCGCCAUUGGAAAAAAAGAAACAAAUGUGGACAAAGUGGAGACCAAAUAAACUGCCAGAAAUAUGUUUAAUGCAUAGGGGAACUCAAGUGCAAAAGAUCCUGAAAAUAAUGGUUAGUUUAGUUCAAUUAAAACAGAAGUCAGUUAUUACAUUAUUGAAAAAAUCUGCCUUAAAAAUGCCUUAUUUUAUAUGCCAGCGGCCUAGGGAGGCUUCUUGUAAGGUCUCAAACCCUUGUUUUAAAUACUGAAAAACUUACUAAUAAAGGACGCUCUGUUUCAGUCUCAAAGACAAGUCUAUAAGAUUUUUUUUUACUGUAAAUGAUUAAAAUGUCAGUUUAGUAAACCAGUGAAAUAUUUAACAUGUACUGGUCUAAUCUUCAGACCUUAAUAUGUUGCUGUAUAGCUAUGCUAUGGGAUGUUUUGUUCUUUUGGUAUAUGUAACCAUACCUAUAGUAUUACAAUAGGUGGGUAGUAAAAGCCAGCUUAAUUGGAAACAUAUCUGUAGAUCUCUAUUGUAAACUAUUAAAAAAAUUAAGUACUUUAUGUGUAAUGUGUAAAUUUUCACCAUAUUUUUGUAUUCUGUAAUACUGUCAACUCUCAUGAGUUUGAAUUUGAAUUUGGGGCUCUUUUUGAUCACUCAGUCAUGUGUUUCCCUCUAGCUGGCCAGUAUGAGUAGAGUCCCUAUAUUUUGACUUGCACUACAAAUACAUGUUUUAUAAUAAUUUGCUAUACCUGUGCUUUGUAUAUUGUUCAUCAUUAUGCCAUAAGCUACCUGACUCCAUUUGUUUUUUGUUUUACAAAAAGGAUGGAUUAAAAUAUUCUCCUCUUCCCUUCUCCCACAUCCUAGUUCAUCCACAUUUGUAGCAGUGAAUCGCAAUGCGACUCUUGAGUUUUAAACCCAGUUUUGUUUUAUUUUCUCGGCUAAAGACAGUCAAACAGAUGGAUAAAGGAGCAAGAUUUUCAAGAGAGGAUUUCGCAGCCUAAGUGAUACGAGGCUAGGGCCCAGCCCUAUAAACCCUUAGUUUAUAGUGAAAUUCUCUACUGAGCAGAGGGCCAGGACUGAAGCCCUAACAACAAGGCUUGAGUGGGACUUAAUUAGUUCAGAGGCCUUGUGUUGGCCUUUGGCACAGCAGUGACUUUUCACCUGCAGUUAGUCUAUGGGAGUGAUCCUUCCACAGAGGUCAGCAGAAGUUUUGCCAUUGACUGCUGUGGCAUCAGAUGAGGCCUAGUGAGUGUUGGCAUGUGGAAGGAUUUGGAGGAUUGGGCUCUGUGUCUUCAUUUAAUCUUUUUUUUUUCUUUCAGACAACACCUUUUCUUUUUCCUCUUUCUAAAAAUAAGGAACAUAAGUCUCCUAGGAAACUCGUUUGGGCCCUAACAAUCUUCAGCGUAUUCUAGAGGGAGUAAGAAAAGAUCUACAUCAUACACGCUGUUUAAAAAUAAAUGAAUAGCAACAGAUCUCUAAGCUAGACAAAGAUGUGUAAAAACCAUGACAAGGAACAGUUCAAUUGAUUUCACAUUAUAAAUUGUUCUGAAUGGCAAAGCUUGAAGACUGUGCAAGGAAA
Mauremys reevesii (Reeves's turtle) is the source of this 4369-nucleotide messenger RNA. It is a transcript of the gene TGFB2, whose product is annotated as transforming growth factor beta 2. Gene Ontology annotation, biological process: BMP signaling pathway; SMAD protein signal transduction; transforming growth factor beta receptor signaling pathway. The coding region runs from base 1019 to 2260 and encodes 413 amino acids. Gene Ontology annotation, molecular function: type II transforming growth factor beta receptor binding; growth factor activity; cytokine activity. NCBI's taxonomy places the organism in Eukaryota, Metazoa, Chordata, Testudines, Geoemydidae. The record is from RefSeq and is a predicted model, not a curated record. The transcript has 7 exons. Gene Ontology annotation, cellular component: extracellular region.